UUAAGUUAACUGACUGUGGCUUAAUGCUGCCUUAACCCUGACUUUUCUCUGUCCCACGUUGCACUCUGAGCACAUUCAGAUACCAGUAUGAGCAACUUCGGGCAGAUCCUGAAGGAGGUCGGGGAGUUCGGUUUGUUUCAGAAACGUUUAGUGGCUGCGUUAUGCAUCCCCAGCCUGUUUACUGCUUUUGACGUGAUUGGCCAGUUGUUCACAGGCAUGAGCUACCCGCAUCGCUGCAACACUGACUGGAUCUUGGAGCGUGGGCCCAAUCUGACGGGUGAGGAACAAAGAAACCUCACCCUCCCGGUGAACAAGGAUGGGAAGUAUGAAAGUUGUGAAAUGUUCACACCUGUGGAUUUGGAUUUGGAGACAAUUGAAGCAUAUGGGCUUAACGAUACAAUUGGAUGCAUUAACGGAUCCGAUUUUGAGGCACCCAAAGGCGCCUCCAGCAUUUUUACAGAGUUCAACCUGGUGUGUGAGAGAAGCAGCUUGAUCGAAGCGUCGCAGUCCAUCUACAUGGCCGGUCUCCUGGCUGGAGCUCUGAUGAUGGGGCAGAUGGCGGACAGGUUUGGCCGACGCUUUGUCGUCCUGCUUUCCCUCCUUCUCAUGCUGCUGUUCGGUGUCGGUGCUGGUUUCUCACCCAACAUCUAUUUUUACAUUGUCAUCAGAUUUUUGGGUGGCAUUUCCGUUUCAGGCAUUUUGGCUAAUGCAUUUGUGAUAGGCGGAGAGUGGAGUGAUUCCUCCAAGUUUGCUCUCUGCACCAUUGUCUGCCACUCUUUCUUCCCUCUUGGACUGAUGGUGUUGUCUGGCGUUGCCUAUCUCAUCCGCAACUGGAGGGUCCUGCAGCUGGUGCUCUUCAGCCCUCUUCUCCUCAUGCUGGGAAUCUUCUACUGGAUUCUUCCAGAGUCAGCUCGCUGGCUCCUCUCCCAGGGCAGGAAGGAGGUGGCCAUAAAGGAGAUCCAGAGGGCAGCUAAGGUGAACGGGAGGGAGGUCCCAGAAGAUCUGCUAGAAAAGCUGGAGGUGGAGGUUCCAUCCAAAAGAGGAAGCAUGUUGGACAUCAUCAGGAUAUCAUAUCUGAAGAAGCGUGCUCUCAUAAUGAGCUACGUCUGGUUUGGAACGAGUCUGAUGUAUUACGGGCUGAGCCUGAAUGUUGGACACUUCGGUCUGGAUAUCUACCUCACGCAGUUCAUCUUCGGUCUAGUAGAAAUCCCUGCACGCCUGGGCAGUUUGUUUCUUAUCCAGCACUUUGGGAGGAAAAUUUGCCAAGCAGGGCUCCUGUUGUUUGGGGGUUGUGCUUGUCUUUUGAUUCUUGCAAUUCCAGAAGACCUUCCUGUCGUGGCAACAGUCAUAGCUAUAAUUGGAAAAUUUGCUGCCACUGCCAGCUUUUCCAUAGUCUAUGUUUAUACUGCAGAACUAUAUCCCACCACUCUAAGGCAGAAUGGCGUAGGUCUAAACUCCAUGUGCGCUCGUGUGGCGGGCAUGCUCGCUCCACUCAUCAGGCUCCUGGACGUCUACCAUCACACCAUCCCCAUGCUGAUAUAUGGCAUCAUCCCUGUUGGUGCUGCCGGUUUCUGCUUACUACUACCAGAAACCCUCAAUGCUGAACUCCAGGAACACGCCGAACCCACAAAACCUGUGGACACGACUGCUGUGACGGGACCCUUCACUAAUUCAGAAAAGAGCACAAGAAUGUAACUUAUAUGGACUUUCUUCUUCUCAACUGAGAAGUGGGUUCCUAAAUGCUGUUUCAACUGAAUCAUGUUGCACUUUUAAACAAUGCUACAGUAAUGGACUGUUUGAUAACUUGGAUUUGUAUACAAAAUAUUAAAUUAUAUAUUUACUUUGCACUUGUUUUUUCUUAUGUCGUUUUAUGUGUAUAUGUAUUCACAGCAUGAGUAAGUUUAAAAAUUGAAAUUGCGCAGAUGUAAAUGUCAUUGGCUCAGAUAAAAUCAGCAACUAGGGGGUGAGCAUGGAGGAACACUUAGCAGCAAAAAGACCAAGAUAUUUCUCUAGAGAACUGGUGGAUUAGUAUGCAUCAUGCAGCCAGAAAUACAACUCUGAAUGAAUGCUAGCGUUGAUCCAUAUCUGCCGGAUGUGUAAAUGGGCAAAGGUAACGCAAUGCAUGAGUGUGCGUGAUACUCCUGUAGUGGGGUUUAAAAAUCAACAACAAAACACAGACUGAUGUCGUUUGAAACUCUGUUCUCUUGCAUCUUGUGCUGGAAAAUGUAAUCAGCUGCUCUGAUCAUUAUUAACACUCAUUACUUUUUAUUGCCUCUGUGAAAUCUGUGCUAUCACUGCUCUGUGCACGCUGAUUUAACUGGACUGAAAACAACUACACUGUAAAGAAAGAUGUACCAUAUAUACUCAAUAAAAUUGAGGCAACAGAUUGCACGCAAUAUUAUUAAUUAAAUAUAAUCAGAUUUGUAAUUGAGUAAAUUUUAAUUAAAUGAGACCCUUUGGAGUUAACCAUUUAAUAUGAGUAGAUUUAAUUAAAAUACAAA
Molecule: messenger RNA, 2501 nt
Organism: Chelmon rostratus (copperband butterflyfish)
Lineage: Eukaryota; Metazoa; Chordata; Actinopteri; Chaetodontiformes; Chaetodontidae
Product: solute carrier family 22 member 13-like
Exons: 10
Coding region: 88-1695 (535 amino acids)
Biological process (GO): transmembrane transport
Cellular component (GO): membrane
Molecular function (GO): transmembrane transporter activity
Source: RefSeq, a predicted model, not a curated record